Molecule: messenger RNA, 5787 nt
Organism: Saimiri boliviensis boliviensis (Bolivian squirrel monkey)
Lineage: Eukaryota; Metazoa; Chordata; Mammalia; Primates; Cebidae
Source: RefSeq, a predicted model, not a curated record
GGCGAGCGCCUCGGCGGGCGCGCGGGGCCAUGGUCCGGGCGCCCUGACGGGCCGCGGCCGCCUCCAUGAAGCGGAAGAGCGAGCGGCGGUCGACCUGGGCCGCCGCGCCCCCCUGCUCGCGGCGGGGCGCGUCCACCUCGCCGGGCGUGAAGAAGAGCCGCAGCUCCGCGCCGCAGGACCCGCGCCGCCCGGAGCCCGCGGACGACGUGUACCUGGACGUCACCGAUCGCCUUUGUUUUGCCAUUCUCUACAGCAGACCAAAGAGUGCAUCAAAUGUACAUUAUUUCAGCAUAGAUAAUGAACUUGAAUAUGAGAACUUCUACGCAGAUUUUGGACCACUCAAUCUGGCAAUGGUUUACAGAUAUUGUUGCAAGAUAAAUAAGAAAUUGAAGUCCAUUACAAUGUUAAGGAAGAAAAUUGUUCAUUUUACCAGCUCUGAUCAGAGAAAGCAAGCAAAUGCUGCCUUCCUUAUUGGAUGCUACAUGGUCAUAUAUUUGGGGAGAGCUCCAGAGGAAGCGUAUAGAGUGUUAAUCUUCGGAGACACAGCCUAUGUUCCUUUCAGAGAUGCUGCCUAUGGAAGCUGCAAUUUCUACAUUACGCUUCUUGACUGUUUUCAUGCAGUAAAGAAGGCAAUGCAGUAUGGCUUCCUUAAUUUCAACUCAUUUAACCUUGAUGAAUAUGAACACUAUGAAAAAGCAGAAAAUGGAGAUUUAAAUUGGAUAAUACCAGACCGAUUUAUUGCCUUCUGUGGACCUCAUUCAAGAUCCAGACUUGAAAGUGGUUACCACCAACAUUCUCCCGAUACUUAUAUUCAAUAUUUUAAGAAUCACAAUGUUACUACCAUUAUUCGUCUGAAUAAAAGGAUGUAUGAUGCCAAACGCUUUACGGAUGCUGGCUUUGAUCACCAUGAUCUUUUCUUUGCGGAUGGCAGUACCCCUACUGAUGCCAUUGUCAAAGAAUUUCUGGAUAUCUGUGAAAAUGCUGAGGGUGCCAUUGCAGUACAUUGUAAAGCUGGCCUUGGUCGCACGGGCACUCUGAUAGCCUGCUACAUCAUGAAGCAUUACAGGAUGACAGCAGCCGAGACCAUUGCGUGGGUCAGGAUCUGCAGACCUGGCUCGGUGAUUGGGCCUCAGCAACAGUUUUUGGUGAUGAAGCAAACAAGCCUCUGGCUGGAAGGGGACUAUUUUCGUCAGAAGUUAAGGCGUCCGGAGAACGGACAGCACGGAGCAGCCUUCUCCAAACUUCUCUCUGGUGUUGAUGACAUUUCCAUAAAUGGGGUCAAGAAUCAAGGCCAGCAAGAACCCGAACCGUACAGUGAUGACGACGAAAUCCAUGGAGUGACACAAGGUGAUAGACUUCGGGCCCUGAAAAGCAGAAGACAAUCAAAAACAAACGCUAUUCCUCUCACAUAUUUUCCCACUUGCCUCACCAGCUGACCCGGAUCUUUCGACUCAGUGCUCUGUUGGGAUCUCUCAAAGCGAAAUGAUCAAUUCAGACGCUCCUCCCUGAAGAGCACAGCAGCAGCAGCAUCGGGAGAGGGGCCCCUCCAGAUUGGAAGUGGUUUUUCUGACUCUUCUUUUGGUUUUGUUUGUUUUCUGACAGUUGCUAUUGAGCUGAAAGUGUAGCAUCACAAACUGGGAAAGGAGAGGAGAGAGGCAGGGUGAGAACUGUGGAGUGCGGAGGCAGGUCACCCGGGGGCUGCCUCCCGUGCCCGGCGGAGCUGGAAACUGCUUAGGUGCCAGAGCUUUUUCUGUGACCAAAUUCUGGCUUUUGAAAUAACCCAGUAACAGCUGUCUGUGUUUUCCUUCUUCCCGCUCCUCCCGCAGCCUGGUUCCUCAGAGGGAAGGAAGGAGGAGUGCUUUGCAGCACGUGCCCCUGGCGGCAUCAUGGUACUUUCCUGGCUCUGCUGCCUCUGCCCGUCCGUCUUUUAUUGUUUUUAUUUAUUUAUUAAAAUUUCUAUUUUUUGCAGAACUGAACCUUUCCUGCUCUCCCUUUCUCCCGUGUGUCUUUUCUUUGUGGUUGAUAGUGUGUUGUCUUCUCCAGAGCAUUUGUCGUUAGAAACUUACAGCAGGCGCAUACUUUUUAGCAUGUCAGUAUUUUUAUUAUGUUACCCUCCUUGUCUUUGAAAACUGCCUGUGAACGCUGUGUAAACUUUAUGGUAAAAAUCCUUUUUUUCCCCCUGUAGUCUCUCCAUUUCAAGGACUAAAACAGUCUUGCGUUAAGUGAAAACCUGUGACCAGAGGUGAAGGAAGACUGUAGGAACUGAAAACUGCGACAGAAAUUAGCACAAUUUGAAAACAAAACAAAAUUGCAAAAGCCUUAGUUGCUUUCCACCUAAGAAGUUGGUUCAAUGGAGAAAAAUGUCCACUGGAGUUUCAAUAAUGAAUUUGGAGUUUGGGUGCAAGCCAGUGACUCAAAGAAGGGCCCAGCUCUCAAGCUUAACGACAAAAAUGCUGUUGUAAAUUUAGUCUCAGGUGUAAAUACCCAAGCCCUCUGGUACCCAGAGAGCUGGCCGGUCUGUGGUGCAUGUGUGUCCCUGUGAUGGCAAUCAUUGUAGUCGCUGGCCUUCAGAAGAACUGAGGAUCUGAUGGAGGUUUUUUUAUGUAUUUAUUUUCUGUUCCCCUUGUGACCCUGUGUCAAAAUUUAUAAAGUACAAAAGGCAUUACUGAAAUGGUACUUUCUGUAAUUUGAUACUAUCUGGCUUAAUCGUCUUCACUUGACUCUUUGUAAUACUGUUGUAAUGUUAACUCUGUUAAGUACCCAAGCUGCUUGUCUUCCACCAAAGAGUGCUUUAUUAACGAGAAUCUGUGAAAACUACAUUUAAACGCUGUUGAGUGUUGUAAUACCAGGUAGUACCUUGGUAACUUAAAACUUGCAAGAGAAUAUUAAUGGUCAAAGAAGACUCAGGAGGAGAAGCUGACUUCAGAGUUGGAAGAUGUUCCAGCCAUUCCUUUCUCUGUCAAGGGACUGAAGAACUGCAACGCUGCCCAUUGUUUGGUUGCCAGUCAUACAAAUUAAAAUCGUAUUUCCUUCCAUGCCUGGAAAAAACACACUGUUGGUUUUUCCCCUUGGAAACCGCAAUUCCAAAUAAUGUUGGCUUUAAAGAAAAAAAGUUAACUGCUUUCUUAGAGUCCUUCUCUGUAACAUUGGAAUUUUUUUCCUCCUGAGAUCAGCCGAAGGCCAUUGACGUGGCCUGCGAUCUCAGUGACAGCGAUCUGCUUCUGGACCUCACCGUUGCCUUUGGUUAGGGAACACAGCUAACUCUGCAAGUGCCUUCUCCCGCAGCCGUGCUGGGACGCAGCAGAGUCUGUGCCGUGGAGCAGUUACAGACACAGAAUUGAUUUGCUGCUUAAAAAAAAAAAAAAUGGGGCCCCAAAUAAAAGAAUAUUUAGUACUCACCUCAGUUCCUUCCAUAAGAAGUGGGUGGUUUAAUGAUUGUUAACCCAUUUUUGCCUGUGCUGGGAGCGUGGAGGGCCAAGAGGUGGACAGGCAGUGGGAGCCAAAUGCCCUCCUAAGCCGCAGGGCGUGCGCCAGAUCAGUAGGCAAUUCCGUUUUAAGAAGCUGCCCUCUUCUCAAAACUGCUAGGAAUAAAAGCAGUUGGAAUAAAUAGGUUAAAGUCUUUAAUGCAAAAAGUAAUUGAAAGGCAGUGCCUCCAUUUUGGUGAACGUUAUAAGGAAGAAAGUAUAAAACUGACCGGCAUCGGGGGAGACGGAAGACGCCGUUGUCUCAGCCAAACAGACGACUCUUUCCCCACCAGGCACUACGGGGUUGGGUCAGGCCAGCCUUUAAACACCGGGGGCUGGAUCACAGAAAAACAGUGGUGUUCUGUCCCUGGAAAUGAAUGGGCACAAAGACUCACUUGCCUGUGGGAAGACCACUCUUCAAUAAGAUUUGGGUGGCAGAAGGAUCAUUCCUUUUGCUGAGACAAUAUAAAUAUUCAAACCGUGCCAUGCACAAAGCAUUGAAUUCUCAGGGCACCUCUAAUUCCCCUUACCCUUUUUAAGGCCAUCCCCUCCAUAAAUAAUCAUCCAGGUAGUUGUGAAAAUUGCGCUUCCUUCUGACCCCUUCUUAGUUUGGCUUUUCGUCCCAUCAGAACGAGUAAACAUGCAGCCGCCAUGGCUCUUGUGAGUUCUCUCCUCCCGGUGAACAAGCCGCCUGGUGUUUCGUCCAAGAAAAGGAAGGGCGUCAGCGGAACCACAGUCCUUUUUCAUUUUAUAAACUGCCUCUUCAUGUCGCCUGCUCAAGUUUCCAGCUACAAUUGCUAUCACUGUGGCGCUUUGUAAAAAUCCUUCUAUUUAACUGGCUCACUGAAAUUAGUCAUAGGAAGCUUGUGAUUUGGUGAGGAAGCAUUCCUUAUAAUAACCAAAUGACUUGGGAUGGUUUGCAUAGCAACAGUGUUAUACUUACGGGGACCACAUCUCUGGAAUCCAGGAAGUCUCUGGGUUUGAGGGAUGGAAAGUUCUUCCUGCUAUGAAUGAGAAUGGACUCUUACCCUCAACUGAAACCACAAACACCCAGAAUCUUCUGGCAUUCUGACGUAGAGUCCUCGUUACAGAAGACGUUGCUGUGGAAUUUGAAACUGUGUGUGUCAGAUGGAGAGAUUGCCUUAAGAGCCUUAAAUAGCCCUGAAAGUACACCAGGACAGUUUGCAAAUGGAAUUAUAAUUAGAAGUGAAUAUUUUUAAGUGCCCUUGAAGCUUUCUGGGGACUCAAAAUUAUCAAGAGUCGGGCACAGUCCGGACGAAGACCAUCUGCAAAACUGGGUUCCUAGAAGUACGAAUGGAUGUCGCUUUUUGUAGAACUUCGCAGGGAGCAGCACCUUGUGAGAGCAGGUGGCCUGACGUGGCCAAUGCUUCCUGGCAGCACAAGGCUCUGCCAGCCUCCAGAAUUCCCCCGUUCUGAGCUUGAUGCCCUUGGCCUGUCCUUCACCCACUCCCCGCCUCCCCCUAGCCCUCUCCCAAGGGUGAUUGCUACCUCUCUCUCUUCAUGGGCCGAGCAAAUUUUAGAGGAGUUCCCAAGCUUUGUCACGAGGCCAGUGUGCGGAUGGCCUGGGCUUGUGUGUGGCCCGAGGGCUCUCCUGGGGACUUCCCUCUUCCCAGUCACCUUCGGAGCUACAGGAGCAGUGCACUCAUUGGAUGUCUGUUCUUAACAGAACUGCUUCUCUUUCUACAUUUUAAGAAAAAUCAUUGUGUUUUAGAAAGCAGUGCUCAUCAAAAGCAACUUUUAAAACCUAUUUUAUCAUUCCUUUAAUGGUUAUCUCCCGCUGAAACUGCCCUGGGGAGGCUAGCUGCUGCUCUUCCGUUCUCCACAUCACUGAGUGGAGAUGACUCCAGAUGUGUUGAAAGACUGGACAAUUCACCUAUACUGUGUAGGAAAUUACCUCCUUAAUUACCUGGUAGAAUUGUUAGCAGACAUGUUCAGCCAAUGAUAGUAUUGCAGUUUUCUAUUAAUAAUUUGCAGACUUUUAUCUAACCUGCACUCAUGUACAGAUUAUUAAAAGUUUUAAAAUGUAACUGAUCAGUAUUAAUCAUUGUCUUGAUUUUUUUUUUUUUACAGUGUAUAUUUCUAAUCAUAUUUUUUAAAGCCAAGAGAACUGGUUGAAUGAAUGUUUAUUUUCCUGAAGGUAUUUUUAAGAUAAAGCUUCCUAAUGGCCUGUAAACUUUGCAUAUAUAUGUAGUUUGAUACAUAUUGUCACAUUUGAAAAUCUUGUGAGUUGUAACUGGUUUUAUACAAAAUAUCAAACAAUGGAAAUUGUAUAAUUAUAAUCAUGUAAUUAAAAGUGUUAACC